ACCCAAGCUCUGAAAUUACCCUCAUAUUUCCAUUACACUCUUCUCUCUACACUUCUCUCUGAACCUAAUUUCUCUCAUCUCUUUUCCAAUCUCCUCACCACACAACCACUGCUCCGCCGGCGGUAGCCUAUUAGGCGCCACCACCGGCCACCGCGGCUUCCUCUUUUAGCCUUCACUUAGCCCUCGCGCAGCCAAGAGACUGACGUUUUCUCAAAGUCGCGUUUUUUUCCUCAAUCCCGUUUUCUCCGUCCCAUUCGCGUUUUCUUUCCAUCCUUUACAGAGAAGAUUGCAAGUUCAGCAAAGCAAGAGGCGCAUUGUAGCAACUAGCAACAGAGAACGAAAAACAAACAAGUGGAACAAUGUCGUUUAUGAGAGGAGAUUUGCUUUCUCGAACCAGAAAGCUUGUGAAGGGUUUGGCCAAGGCAGAACCUGUGUGGCUCAAAGCCAUGGAACAGGCACCACCAGCGACAUUUCCUCGGCCUGUGGGGAAAAUUCAGACCAUCACUCUUCCUGAGGAUGUUUAUGUAAAGAAGUUUUACAAAAAAUACCCAGAUUCAAAAUACCAUGAUCCCAUCAAGUUUUCUGCUAUUGAACCCCCUCCAUCUCGUCUAUUCGCCUUAAGGGUUCUGGAGUUGAAAGAGCAAGGCAUUAGUGAGGAAGAAGCAAUGGAUGUAGCAGAUAUGGAAUAUAUAGCAGAGAAGAAGGCAAAGAAGAAAGCAUAUGCCCGUCUGAAGCAAAUAGCACGCCUUCAAGGAAAGAGACUUCCUCCAAACCCAUAUCCUUGUCCUAUCAAAGAGAUUCAAGCUGAGGAGAAGAAAUAUGUUCGUGAUCGUUUCUUCAAUCCUAAGAUACUUGAACUUGUGGAGCAAAAGAAAGAGGAAUCCAAGCUGAGAUUCGGAGGAGGUGGUUGGUGAUUUUUGCAGGGUAAAGUUAGGAUAUUAUAUUGAAACUUUGGCUCAUGAAGAAAUAAUCUUUGCAAUAAUUCAAUCCAGUCUGUCACUAUAAAGUGCACACUUCUGCCCUAAUAUCGGGUACUAUUUUGCUAUUUUAAAUCAACUUUGCUAGUGAGUUAGUGAAUGUUGUAAACUUUGAGCAUUGAGUUCAAUUUCUACUUAUAAAAAAGUCAAUUGUAUUAGAAAGUUAUUCCAAAAUUUCAUGCAAGUUGUUGUUUCUUCUUUGGUCUUGUGUCGAAGUCUCUGUUUUGUUGUCAGUUUGUUCAUUAACCAGUAUUCAUGGAGCUUCUUUGCGUUUACCGUUAUGAAA
Molecule: messenger RNA, 1263 nt
Organism: Cicer arietinum (chickpea)
Lineage: Eukaryota; Viridiplantae; Streptophyta; Magnoliopsida; Fabales; Fabaceae
Source: RefSeq, a predicted model, not a curated record